Messenger RNA from Phyllopteryx taeniolatus (common seadragon), 3506 nucleotides. It is a transcript of the gene pax3b, whose product is annotated as paired box 3b. The record is from RefSeq and is a predicted model, not a curated record. Gene Ontology annotation, biological process: anatomical structure development; regulation of transcription by RNA polymerase II. The coding region runs from base 267 to 1715 and encodes 482 amino acids. Lineage: Eukaryota; Metazoa; Chordata; Actinopteri; Syngnathiformes; Syngnathidae. The transcript has 9 exons. Gene Ontology annotation, molecular function: DNA-binding transcription factor activity, RNA polymerase II-specific; RNA polymerase II cis-regulatory region sequence-specific DNA binding.
GACUGUCUGGGUGACGAGCUCUGCUACUUUUUGACCGGGUCUUUUCACUUUGACCCAUAUCAACAAAUAACAACAACAUUUUGCCUUCUGGACGCAGCAAUUAUACACAUCCAUUUCCCAGCGGAUAGUGGAAACGUUCGACAAGUCGCGUUCCGGUUUUUGGUCUUCCGUGCCCGGACGUCCCGUUCUUCCAUCUCGGCGUCGGCGCACCAGCCUCCCCCGCUCGGAGGGGCCCGUCUAUCAUCGGGCUGGCUGGGUCUAUUCCCAUGAUGAUGCGACCCACGCUGGCUCAGCACUACCACCCUCGCAGCGGCUUCCCUCUGGAAGUGUCAACUCCGCUGGGUCAAGGCCGAGUAAACCAGCUCGGUGGGGUUUUCAUCAACGGCAGGCCUUUGCCCAACCACAUCCGACACAAGAUCGUGGAGAUGGCCCACCACGGCAUCAGACCGUGCGUCAUCUCCCGGCAGCUGCGGGUCUCCCACGGGUGCGUGUCCAAAAUCCUGUGUCGGUACCAGGAGACCGGCUCCAUCAGACCCGGGGCCAUCGGGGGCAGCAAACCAAAGCAGGCGGCGACGCCGGACGUGGAGAAGAGAAUCGAAGAAUGCAAGCGGGAGCACCCGGGUAUGUUUAGCUGGGAGAUUCGGGAUAAAUUACUCAAGGAUGGAAUAUGUGACCGCGACAAUGUCCCUUCAGUCAGCUCCAUCAGUCGCGUCGUACGCAGCAAGUUUGGGGGGAAAGACGACGAAGAGGAGGAUGAGGAUGACCUGGACAAGAGCGAGCUGGAGGAAAGUGAGCGCAGGGCCAAGCACAGCAUUGAAGGCAUCUUGGGAGACAGAUCGAGUCACUCAGAUGAGGGUUCAGACGUGGAAUCAGAGCCUGAUCUGCCACUAAAACGGAAACAGCGGCGCAGUCGGACCACUUUUACGGCAGAGCAGCUGGAGGAGCUGGAGAGGGCCUUUGAGAGGACCCACUAUCCCGACAUCUACACCAGGGAGGAGCUUGCCCAAAGGGCAAAACUGACUGAGGCCAGGGUACAAGUAUGGUUCAGCAACCGAAGGGCCAGGUGGCGGAAGCAAGCUGGAGCCAACCAACUGAUGUCCUUUAAUCACUUGAUCCCAGGGGGUUUCCCACCUUCAGCCAUGUCCAGCCUUACUCCUUAUCAGCUCUCUGACAGCGCUUAUGCCUCCUCAUCCUUAACACAAGAGGCACCCAACACGCUACAUCGACCGCAGCCUCUGCCUCCCUCCUCGGGCCACCAAGUGCCCAGUGGGGGAGGACAAGGUGAAGGAAGCUCUGCCUACUGCCUCGCCUCCGGACGCCACUCCUUCUCAGGAUACUCGGAAAGCUUUGUGAGCCCCGUGGGCCCGGCCAAUCCCAUGAACCCGGCCAUCGGAAAUGGACUCUCUCCGCAGGUGAUGGGUCUGCUGAAUCAUGGUGGUGUUCCACAUCAACCUCAAAGCGACUAUGCCAUUUCACCUCUAGCCGGUGGUCUUGAACCACCUACCGGCAUGGCCACUAGUUGCAGCCAACGCAUGGAUCACAUCAAAGGUCUGGAGGGUCUGACCAGUGUUCCCUCCAUGUCAGCUCUUCCUUCCCUGCCCAGCUCGCAGUCCUACUGCACUCCGUCCUACAGCUCCCAGGGCUACACAGUUGACCACGUGGCGUCGUACCAGUAUGGCCAGUACGGACAAAGUAAGGUCCCCUUCCUUAUCUGAGGCCUGAGAUCGCCUGACCCAAAGCUCGAGUCCACAACGAAUGAAGACGAUCAUUCAGCAGCAGGACCAAAAUGAAAUGGAAUAUGUUCUUUGAUGCACGAUAUUGCAUGAUUAUUUCUUGUGGAGGACAAAUAGAUAGCUCUAAGAAGGGACCACAAGAAGGAGUAUCAGACCAAAAACUGUUCAUCCACUGUGGACAUUUCUGCAUCAGGAGUUCAGAUGGACAGCCCAGAUUUCAGCGCUUAAUUUGGUCAGUUCUGUACAUGUGGCACACUGACCAUCUUGACUUCCAGUUAGUCCACCAAUCGUGGGCCCAGUCCCUGUGGGGUCUUUUUUUUUUUUAAAUGACAGUAAACCCAAAUCUAUUGCUGCAAGACAGCCAGCUGUUAAUGUGACUUGAGGCAACAUGUUUACAUAUCUUAAAGCCACAUGAGGAUGUAUGAAAUUCCAUAUAUCGGCAAAUUAAUCUCCCAAAUCAAUUCUACCCGUGGGGGGGGGGGGGGCACGGAGGACACGGGCUUUGCUUGAUUUUAUCUAUAUGACAUUUGUUUGAGGUCCCACACAAGCCAAACAUGAAGAGAAAUUCUAGAGGCAAAGAAAGCAAACACAGGGAAAUGAAUACGUGGGUUAUAAUAUAUUAGAAAUGCUAACAUACACCACAGCUGUAUUGCUGAGGAAGUUCAUUAAAACCUCCAACCAAGCACUCGCCUGCCUCCUCUGUCUUCCUCUCUGUGUCUCAAUGACGUUUUGGACGGUGAGGCACAGAUCUUGGCCUUUUGUAGUGGUCCAGAGGCCUUGCGGGAGGUCAGGGGUGACAUUAGGGAAAGUGACAGAUGAGAGAGCAGUAGAAGAGAAGUGGUUUUAACAAAAAGGGGAGGGGGUGGGUGGUCGAUAGGCAAGAUCGAUCACAGGCUUAAACCCUUUUAAAGAGCUUUCUCUUGCGGGAAAAAGCCACCAGGUCACAAGUCACGACCACAAAACACUUGAGAAAGCAAAAGAGCAGCAAAGUUUAGAUAAAAGACGGACAUGCAUUUUCCCCGCUGAGCAGGAGUGCAAUAUGUCAUAUAUCGCUAGUCAGCCACAUCAUCUGAGAAAACAUUUGUCCUAUUUGAAAAUUCUUGUUUUUCCGAUAAUUUUUCUUACAGGGAAAAGUAAAAAAAAAAAAAAAAAAAGAUCAAGCACAAUACCAUGUUCAAACUGUACUUUCAUUUUUAAGCAGUAAUUAUAAUACAUUCUUCUCUGAAAAAUCAUUAUUGCGUAACCCCAACAAUAUGUCAGUUUUUCAACUAAUUAUAGUAUGUCGCUUUUUGUGCUCAUUCCCACUCAAAUUCUCAAGAGAACAGGAUCCACUUUGAUGAUAUCUGUGUUAUGGAAGCUCAUUAAUUAAGAAAGAGCUCAUGUGCUUUCAUCACACAAUUGGAACAUGACAAAAUACAUUAGGAAGGACCAAGCCAAUAUUAUCUGAUUAUAUUGUUGGAUCAUUCUGUCUCAAUUUUCCAGAAGUACAAAUAUAGAUAUGUCAGAUUCAUUCCGAACAUUUUUUUGCCACAAACCAUUCCAAAGUGCAAAAGGAGAUUUUAUCUGUCCCAUCCUAUCAAAAAUAAAAAUAAAAAGGAAAAAACAAGUUGCCCACAUGCAAGCACUCUGUUGUUUUAAUAUCUGUUAGACAUUCAGUCUAACAAUUCUUUUAGUCAUUAUAUAUAUGUUUUUGUAUUAUGAAGUGGUUUGACAUCAGGCCGUGUAUGUGUAUAAGCACAUUAUCAUUAUUAUUUAUAAUGAAAUAAAAAUUCU